AUGUCAUUGUUUCUAUGCAUACUCCUGUUUUUUCUUCACCCUAAUGCAAAUGCGGAAAAUACUUUAUGCCGAAUGAUGGGAGAUCCUAAAUAUCCACUGCUGUCUAAGGAUGGAGACAUAAAUAUUGGAGCAAUUUUUGCUGUCCACAGCAAGGAAACUUUACCUUCAUUUGAGUUCAGACAAAAACCUCAGCUUCUGUCAUGCUCUAGUGUGACUCUUAGGGACUUUCGACUGGCUCAAAUCAUGAUUUUUGCAAUUGAGGAAAUUAAUAGAAAUGAAAGUUUGCUUCAAAAUGUUUCUAUUGGUUAUAAAAUCUAUGAUACCUGUGGAUCAAGACUGUCUUCUAUGAGUGCAACUAUGGCAUUGCUAAAUGGUCAGGAGUUUGCAGCAGGGGGGAAAUGUUAUGGACAGUCUCCUAUACACGCUAUCAUAGGGGAAACAGAGUCUUCUGCCACAGUGAUUUUGUCCAGAACCACGGGACCUUUUAAAAUUCCAGUGAUAAGUCACUCAGCCUCGUGUGAGUGUCUCAGUAAUAGGGAAGAUUACCCCUCUUUCUUCAGGACUAUUGCUAGUGAUUAUCACCAAGGCAGAGCACUUGCACUUUUGGUUAAGCACGUAGGCUGGACUUGGGUUGGAGCUGUGAACAGUGACAAUGACUAUGGAAACUAUGGAAUGGCCAUUUUCCUGAAUUCAGCCAAGAAAGAUGGGAUUUGUGUAGAGUACUCUGUGAAAUUUUACAGAACAGAGUCUGAAAAACUCCAAAAAGUGAUAAACACAAUAAAACAAGGAACAGCGAAAGUAAUAGUAGCAUUUGUUUCAUUUAUUGAAAUGGGAUUACUAAUUGAGCAACUAAGUAUUCAUAACAUUACAGGCCUCCAAAUAAUUGGAGUCGAGGGAUGGGUGGCUUCAAAGAACUACAUCACUUUAAACAGCUUUAAUGUGAUGAAAGGUUCACUUGGGUUUGCACUGAGAAAAAUCUACAUUGAAGGUUUUUCAGAUUAUGUUAUUAAAUCAUUCUGGGACACAGCUUUUCCGUGCUCACAACGACAUGUGAAUUCUUCUCAAAUUGAAUUAAAUUGCAGCAGAUAUCAGGAUCUACUUGUGUUAAGAAACUACAAUGAAGAUGUGCCUGAAUAUAGAUAUUCAAGCCAUGUCUACAAAGCAGUGUAUGCUGUGGCUUAUGCACUAGACAGUAUAAUUAAGUGCAAAGGACAAGAAGUCUGUGAAAAAACACUGACAAUAAAACCACAACAGGUGGUUGAAGCUCUGAAAAAGGUCAAUUUUACUGUGAAGUUUGGUGAUAAUGUGUGGUUUGACAGCACUGGCGCUGCAGUAGCCCAGUAUGAAGUUGUGAACUGGCAGCAGGACUUAAAUGGAUCAUUUCAGUUCAAAUCAGUGGGUUACUAUGAUGCCUCACUGCCACCUGACCAGCGCUUUGUACUCAACACUGAAAACAUAAUCUGGGCUGGAGGACAACUGGAGAAGCCAAGGUCUGUGUGCAGUGAGAGUUGUCCUCCAGGCACAAGGAAGGCUGUACAGAAAGGAAGACCUGUCUGCUGUUAUGACUGUAUUGCAUGUGCAGAUGGAGAAAUCAGUAAUGAGACAGAUUCAAAUAACUGCCAGCAGUGUCCAGGGGAAUACUGGUCUAAUACUGAGAACACUGAAUGUGUGUUAAAGGCUGUUGAGUUUCUGUCAUUCACAGAAGUUAUGGGUAUAGUGUUAGUCUUUUUCUCUCUGUUUGGAGUAGGAAUAACUGUACUGGUGGCCAUCCUGUUUUACAGUAAGAAGGACACUCCCAUAGUAAAAGCCAACAACUCAGAGCUGAGCUUCCUGUUGCUCUUCUCAUUGACUCUGUGUUUUCUCUGUUCACUUACUUUCAUUGGUCGCCCCACUGAGUGGUCCUGUAUGUUGCGUCACACAGCAUUUGGGAUCACUUUUGUCCUCUGUAUCUCCUGUGUUCUGGGGAAAACAAUAGUGGUGUUAAUGGCAUUUAAGGCCACACUUCCAGGAAGUAAUGUCAUGAAAUGGUUUGGGCCUGCACAACAAAGACUCAGUGUUUUUGCCUUUACACUUAUACAAGUUCUUAUCUGUGUGCUUUGGCUAACAUUAUCUCCUCCUUUCCCCUAUAAAAAUAUGAAAUAUUUUAAGGAGAAGAUCAUUCUUGAAUGCAGUUUGGGUUCUGCUGUAGGUUUCUGGGCUGUGUUGGGUUAUAUUGGCCUUCUGGCUCUCUUGUGCUUCAUUCUGGCUUUUCUAGCUCGGACGCUGCCUGAUAACUUUAAUGAAGCUAAAUUCAUCACAUUCAGUAUGCUCAUAUUCUGUGCUGUUUGGAUCACAUUUAUCCCAGCUUAUGUCAGUUCACCUGGAAAAUUUACUGUAGCUGUGGAGAUAUUUGCCAUUUUAGCAUCAAGCUUUGGUUUACUAUUCUGCAUAUUUGCACCUAAAUGUUACAUCAUUCUUUUUAAGCCCAAACAAAAUACAAAGCAACAUUUGAUGGGGAAAACACAAACUAAGUCCUGUUAA
Messenger RNA from Misgurnus anguillicaudatus (oriental weatherfish), 2520 nucleotides. RefSeq names its product extracellular calcium-sensing receptor-like. Lineage: Eukaryota; Metazoa; Chordata; Actinopteri; Cypriniformes; Cobitidae. Gene Ontology annotation, biological process: G protein-coupled receptor signaling pathway. The record is from RefSeq and is a predicted model, not a curated record. Gene Ontology annotation, cellular component: plasma membrane. Gene Ontology annotation, molecular function: G protein-coupled receptor activity.